CCCCACCCCGGCGCCGCAGUUGGGCGCUUGCGCGGGGCGCGUGGCCGUGGCCAGGGUCUCAGCCGCAGUCGGUGCCGCCGCUGCUGGUGCCGCCGCUGCCGCCUCAGUCAGUCAGUUCCCAGCAAUGGCGGAAGGAGGUGAGCGAGAGGAGCUGCUCUCGCCGUCGCCUGUCUCUCCGGCUAAGCGCCUGUGCUCGUGGCCGAGCCCGCAGGCUCACCACUCUCGCGGUUCGCCUGGGGCGGCCAGCGGCGGGGUUGGGGGCGUCGGCGGCAGCUGCCUGGCCCCCGGGGCCCGCCCCCAUCUGCAGCCCGAGUCCUUGCUGGACUGCGCCGCCAAGACAGUGGCAGAAAAGUGGGCGUACGAGAGGGUGGAGGAGCGCUUCGAGCGGAUCCCGGAGCCAGUGCAGCGCCGCAUCGUCUACUGGUCUUUCCCGCGGAAUGAGCGGGAGAUCUGCAUGUACUCCAGUUUCCAGUACCGGGGCGGCCCCGGCGCCGCAGCCGCUGGCGGCGCCGCGGGGGCUUUGCCGGCCGAGGAGGGGCCGCCGCCGCCCCCCGGGGCCGCAGCUCCGACCAGCUCCGCCCCUGGGGCAGCCGUGGCGGGGGCGUCCCCUGGGCUGGGCACAGCGGCGGGAGCGGCGGGCAGCGGCGGCGAGGCGCUGCCGUUCCGCCGGGGCAUUCGUCUGCUGGACAGCGGCUCGGUGGAGAACGUGCUGCAAGUCGGCUUCCAUCUCAGUGGUACAGUAACUGAGCCAGCUACCACUUCUGAACCAGCAGUGACUUACAAAGUUGCAAUCAGUUUUGACCGAUGCAAAAUCACCUCAGUGACAUGUGGCUGUGGGAACAAAGAUAUAUUCUACUGUGCUCAUGUGGUGGCACUCUCACUCUACAGGAUCCGUAAACCAGAGCAAGUCAAAUUGCGUCUUCCUAUCUCAGAAACCCUUUUCCAGAUGAAUAGGGACCAGCUACAGAAGUUUAUUCAAUAUUUAAUCACGGCACACCACACUGAAGUUCUUCCUACUGCGCAGAAACUGGCAGAUGAGAUUCUAUCCUCCAACUCAGAAAUCAACCAAGUGAAUGGUGCCCCUGACCCCACAGCUGGGGCCAGCAUUGAUGAUGAGAACUGUUGGCAUUUGGAUGAAGAACAGGUGAAAGAACAAGUGAAACUCUUUCUCUCCCAGGGUGGUUACUAUGGCUCUGGAAAGCAACUCAAUUCAAUGUUUGCUAAGGUUCGAGAGAUGCUGCGGAUGAGAGAUUCCAAUGGAGCCAGGAUGCUGACGCUGAUAACUGAGCAGUUUAUGGCUGACCCACGACUCACACUCUGGAGGCAGCAAGGAACAAGCAUGACAGAUAAGUGCAGGCAGCUCUGGGAUGAGCUAGGGGCCUUAUGGGUAUGCAUCAUUUUAAAUCCACAUUGCAAACUGGAAGAAAAAUCCUGUUGGCUGCAGCAACUGCAGAGGUGGAGUGACCUGGAUGUCUGUCCCCUGGAGGAUGGGAACUAUGGGCAUGAGCUACCCAACAUCACCAAUGCACUUCCCCAGAAUGCCAGUCACAGCCCAGACUCCUUAUCCAGACCAAGACGAACAGUGUUCACUAGAGCCAUUGAGGGCCGUGAAUUACAUUGGCAGGACAGCCAUUUACAGCGAAUAAUAAGCAGCGAUAUAUAUACAGCUCCUGCCUGCCAGCAGGAAAGCGAGAGACUACUCUUUAAUUCCCAAGGCCAGCCACUGUGGCUUGAGCAUGUGCCUACAGCCUGUGCUCGGGUUGAUGCCCUGCGUUCCCAUGGUUAUCCAAAAGAGGCCCUCAGACUCACAGUGGCCAUUAUCAAUACUCUGAGGUUGCAGCAGCAACGGCAGCUGGAAAUCUACAAGCAUCAGAAGAAAGAACUGUUACAGAGAGGAACCACAACCAUCACAAACCUGGAAGGUUGGGUGGGCCACCCACUGGAUCCCAUUGGCUGCCUGUUUCUCACUUUGACUGAGGCCUGCCGUUUGAAUGAUGAUGGCUAUCUGGAAGUGUCAGAUAUGAAUGAAAGCAGACCCCCUGUGUACCAGCAUGUACCUAUGGCUACAGGCUGCCCAAACAGCCAUGAAUCCUACCUGUCAUUGGCCCUGGAAGUUGCUCUGAUGGGGAUGGGUCAACAGAGGGUGAUGCCUGAAGGCCUCUACGCACAGGACAAGGUGUGCCGUAAUGAGGAGCAGCUCCUAAGUCGACUUCAGGAGCUACAGCUGGACGAUGAGCUAGUGCAAACACUGCAGAAACAAUGUAUCUUACUACUGGAAGGGGGCCCCUUCAGUGGUUUAGGAGAAGUCAUUCACCGAGAGAGUGUUCCCAUGCAUACCUUUGCCAAGUAUUUGUUCUCAGCUCUACUGCCUCAUGAUCCAGACCUGUCCUAUAAAUUAGCCUUACGUGCCAUGAGGUUACCUGUUCUAGAAAGCUCAACUUCUACAGGAGACACUUCUCACCCUCACCAUAUGGUGUCUGUGGUGCCCAGCCGUUAUCCUCGCUGGUUCACGCUUGGACACUUGGAAUCACAGCAGUGUGAACUGGCCUCCACCAUGCUGACCGCUGCCAAAGGGGACACUCUGAGGCUCCGGACAAUUCUGGAAGCAAUACAGAAGCACAUCCAUUCUUCCUCCCUCAUCUUCAAACUGGCCCAAGAUGCAUUCAAGAUUGCUACUCCCACAGACAGUAGUACUGACAGCACCCUGCUCAACGUGGCUCUGGAGCUGGGGUUACAGGUGAUGAGGAUGACCUUAUCAACUCUUAACUGGAGGCGCCGGGAGAUGGUGCGGUGGUUGGUAACAUGUGCUACAGAAGUGGGUGUGCGGGCCUUGGUGAGCAUUUUGCAGAGCUGGUACACACUCUUCACUCCCACUGAGGCUACUAGCAUUGUGGCUGCCACAGCUGUAUCCCACACCACUAUCCUGCGCCUCAGUCUUGACUAUCCACAGCGGGAGGAGCUAGCUAGCUGUGCUCGCACGCUGGCUCUACAGUGUGCCAUGAAGGAUCCACAGAGCUGUGCCCUGUCAGCCCUUACACUCUGUGAGAAAGACCACAUCGCCUUUGAGGCAGCCUACCAGAUCGCCAUUGAUGCUGCCACUGGUGGCAUGACGCAUUCACAACUAUUCACCAUUGCCCGCUACAUGGAGCUCCGUGGCUACCCGCUACGUGCCUUCAAAUUGGCCUCUCUGGCCAUGAGCCAUCUCAACCUGGCCUACAACCAGGAUACCCAUCCGGCCAUCAAUGAUGUGCUCUGGGCGUGUGCCCUCAGCCACUCUCUGGGCAAGAAUGAGCUGGCGGCCCUCAUUCCCCUUGUGGUGAAGAGUGUGCACUGUGCCACAGUGCUUUCAGACAUCUUGCGGCGUUGCACAGUGACUGCACCUGGCCUGGCUGGUAUCCCAGGCCGCCGCAGCUCUGGAAAGCUCAUGUCCACUGACAAAGCUCCACUCCGCCAGCUGCUGGACGCCACCAUCAAUGCCUAUAUCAACACUACACACUCACGCCUGACACACAUCAGCCCUCGCCACUACGGAGAGUUCAUUGAGUUUCUGAGCAAAGCUCGGGAGACCUUCCUGCUGCCCCAGGAUGGCCACCUGCAGUUUGCCCAAUUCAUUGACAACCUCAAACAAAUCUACAAAGGCAAGAAGAAGCUGAUGCUGCUGGUACGAGAGCGCUUUGGCUGAGAAAGCAGACAGUUCACUGCCAGGGCAGCCUGGGCUCCCAAGUACCACAGGUCAGGCCAAGGACACCAAAACAUUUGUCCACCCUGAGAGGACUCUGAGCACCUGUGGCUGAAGCCAAAGGACCACAGGGCUAAGCAUGGGAAAGUCCAACUCUAGCCAAUAUGCCUUCCUUGGCAAGGUUCUCACUACAGCCCACUGUUCCUGGUGGGCCCUGCAGAUCAAUCAGAAACCCCACAACAUGCCACCUCACGCCCCUAUAUCCUGCGUGUCCUGGGCAUUGGCCCACUCUCCCUUGGCAAACACAGAACACUGUUCCGUCUCAGGGAUUGCUUAACCAGAGAAACAGAAGCAUUUAUGGUACUGUAAAUACUAUAGUAUAUGUGUUGCCAAUUACAUUGUAAAGUUGUAACUAUUUAUAAUUCUGGUUCUAAUUUGAUGGGUACUUGAAGUAGCUGUGGGUGGGAAGAUAGGCUUGUUUUCUGAGGAGACUCACAACCAUUUCUCAGGUUUCCCUUGCAGAGUAUAUACUGUUUGCAGAGGAAGAGUAGGGGUGGCAGGGAGAACAACGGCCAGUUAUAAUAAAUCCCAGGUCCAGUCUAUGCAGAAACCCAGCCUGCAGACACCGGUCAUCUAUAGCCCAGUAGUGGGAGAGGGGCAGGGCCAGGACUGGACUUAGACUCUUGCCUCAUGAAGCCAUGAGAACAGUGAAGCUCUUGCUCCUGCUACACACAGGUUCUCUAGGAGCCUGUUGAGCUCCUGAGAAACAAGUUCAAGGGGAGAGUGAAGGUCUGGGAGGCCACUGAGCUCAUACUCAUAUUUAUCUACUCUGGUCAUCUUUGUGUUAGAGAGUAUCUGGUUUUAUCUCUAGUUAUGUAUGCGUGUGUAUGUAUCUGUAUGGCUAAGUACAUGUAUCUGUGUGUGUAGAUAGAUCUGUGCAUACCUGUCUGUGCAUAUAUAUUUAUGUGUAUGUCAGUUGUGUGUGUACAUGUGAGUACAUAUCUGUGUGCUGGACUGUAGAUUUCUGUGUGAGGGUAUACACAUUUGUCAACAUGUAAGAAUACAUACCUGUGUGUUCAUGUUUGUCAGUGCACAUUUAGUGGGGGGUGCAUACACAGAUGCAUGUGUAAAAACAUGUUUGUAUGCU
Acinonyx jubatus (cheetah) is the source of this 4826-nucleotide messenger RNA. RefSeq names its product zinc finger SWIM-type containing 5 (gene ZSWIM5). The transcript is spliced from 14 exons. Gene Ontology annotation, cellular component: Cul2-RING ubiquitin ligase complex. The coding region runs from base 125 to 3682 and encodes 1185 amino acids. Lineage: Eukaryota; Metazoa; Chordata; Mammalia; Carnivora; Felidae. Gene Ontology annotation, molecular function: zinc ion binding. The record is from RefSeq and is a predicted model, not a curated record.